UUUUUUCCUUUCCUCGAGCUGAUCUUUACGCUCCUUUUCCCGCCCCACAGGUCUCCUGUGAGCCGUCUCGCGACUCAGCUUAUUUAGCCUCUCGUUCCCGCCUAGCGCCCGUGCCAAACCCAGGUGAUUAUCCAUCCAUCCCGUUCUCCCCGCGGUCCCGGGGAGAAACGACAGAGCGACAAAUCCCUCCCGGUGCUUCUCUGCUCUCCCCCUCCUCCUCUCUCCCCCUCCUCCCCCUCUCCUCUCCUUCUCUCUCUCUCCUUCCCGCCAGCCAUGAUCCGUGGCGGGCUAAUUCCCAGACGGUCUCCUUCUCAUCACCCUCUUCCUCCUCGCGGGCCCGAGCUAACCCUAACGAACGCCCGCAACUAACUCGCCCAACCAAGCUCUUCCGGCUUCCUGUGUGUGUGAGAGAGAGGGCGUGAGUGUGUGUGUGUGUGUGUGUGUGUGUGUGUGUGUGUGUGUGUGUGUGUGUGUGUGUGUGUGUGUGUGUGUGUGUGUGUGUGUGUGUGUGUGUGUGUGUGUGUCGUCAUGUCGGGGAUGACCAGCGGUGUGUGUGUGGACAGCGACCUCUCCUCCAUGCUACAGAGGGGAGGCCCUACACACACCCAUCACCCCAAUCACCAUGGUUACGGCAGCCAGGGACAGGUGGGCUGCUCCUCCCUGGCCCCCUCCAUGCUGGACUACAGCGCCGAGAUGGAGCGCUACCGCAACUCCAUCGCCAGCUUCUACAAGACCAACGUCAACAUGAACGUGGCCAACUUCCCGCAGUCGGCCAAGCUGGCCGCCCGGCUGGCGGCGGCCACGCCCAUCUUCCCCCCGACCGCCGCCCGGAUCAGCGCCAUGGCGUCCGCCCCCUGGGGUUGCCCCGACAACAUGAACGUCAACAUGAACCACCCGGCCGCCAUGUUCUGGGGCCGGCCCAAGUCCCACCACCACCACACGGCGGGCGGCGGCGCCGGUCACGUGACCACGCACCCCCACCGGACCAGCAUGCACCAGGGCGUGGGGGCGGGAGGGGGAGGAGCGAACGACGGGGAGGGACCCAGCAAACACGGACACGCCGCCACCUCACUUCCUGCCGCGCAGGAAGCCGCGCACCAUCAUCCCAUGGCGCAUAGCAACGGCAACUUCCUGCCAGGUUACGGUGGCGGUGGGGGGGGGCCAGGGGGGGAGUGCGGGGGGAUGAACAAGCAGGGCCACGCCCUGCCGGACAUGAUGGGCCUAUCGGACGGCAGCGGCUUCCUUGGGGGGCUUGGCCUGCCGCCCGGGGUCAUCGUCAUGGCGAUGGGGUCGCCGGGGGGCGGAGUCUCGGACUCCAGCAGCGCCUUCCAGAUGACGGGCGGCCAACAGCAAGCUAGCUCCUCCCCCUGCCCCUCCUCCUCCCCCUCCUCCUCGGGGGUAGCAGGGGCCGGGGGCGGGGCUUCGUCGUCAGGGACGGUCGCUAAGAGGAAGAGGAAGCGUUGCGGGGUGUGCGGGCCGUGCAGGCGCCUCAUUAACUGCGGCGUGUGCUCUUCCUGUCGGAACAGGAAGACGGGUCAUCAGAUCUGUAAGUUCAGGAAGUGUGAAGAGCUGAAGAAGAAGGCUGGAGGACUGGAGCGCCCCCCCUCUGUUCCGACCGGCGAGGCGUUCCGUUGGUUCUUCUAAAAUCCUUCUUCACCAAUGGGAGAUCAGAGAGAGGACAACCAGGAAGUUGGCGGCACCGUAAUGUGUCCCACAGUCAGGAUAUUUGGAUUACGACCGACUGUUUACAACCCCAAUGCAAUUUGUACAAACUACAAAUCAAAUGUUACCAGAAUCAGGACUUGCUGAAAGAGGAGGAGAUGAUGGUGGUUCCAUGUUGGCUUAGUCCGAUUCAGAUCUCACCCACUAGCUAGCCUUGUUAAACCAGCUAGCCAUUUUAAACCAGUUAGCAUCGUUAAAAAAAAAGGCUAGCUUUGUUCAUCAAACUAGUUUUAUUAAACAAGCUAGCCAUGCUGAACAAGCUGGCCGUGUGAAUCGCGCUAGCCUUGUGAAACACGGUAGCCUCGUUCAACAAUCUAGCCAUGUUAAUCAAACUAGCCUCGUAAACAAGCUAGCCGUGUCAAUCAGGAUAGCCUUGUUAAACAAGCUAGCCUUUUUAGCAGUUCAGAUGAAUACCAGUUAGCGUCGGAGCAGAGUCAGUCAGGCUAGCUGGCUAGCCAUGUUACUUGUCUCUUCAUACCUCUCAACCAUUCACAGCUAACGACUAGCCGUACUUUACUUUCAGUCCAUCAAUGUGAUCUUUACCUCAACUAAAAGCCUGGCGUUAUUAUUGUGUAAAAUUGAUCUAAUAGCCCAUAUCAGGUGGGCAGCAUAAUCCUUCCGGAGAAUACAUUAAGCAAGUUCCACAAAAUGAUGUGACUGGGGAGCAUUUCCUACACCGCCAAGAUUUGUCACUUUCGAAAAUCUCUGUUGAAGACGACAAUCCGAACAUUGUUUGUGAUUGGUCCGAAAAUCAAGGAGGGCGUGAUUUAUUUCGGUUUUAUUUACCGCAAUUCCGAUUUCCCUUCUCCUUGGAGACUGCUUUUAACUCAUGGAACAGUCAGUGAUCAAACUACAAAUCGAGUUUGCCAACAAGAAACUUCUUGCGUCUCAGCCAACCAAAAUGUUUGUAAUUUAUUUUGAAAUAUGCUGACCCCUUAAUCCAAACUUCACAUUAGUGUGUCAGCUCACAGCCAGGUGUCUCCUAUCCUCCCGAAGAGUCCAGAUUAUCUCUGUGGAGCCAACAAGGACCAAGUUUUAUAAAGACUGUACCCUGUAGCCCUGAAAAGGCCUGCUGGGAACAAAACAAUGAACUGCAACUUCUCCAGGACUACAAUACCCAUAUCACUGUUGUGUGUCCCCACUGUCUACCUCCUGGGCCAGAAUUCAAAAUGCACAUUGUCGACUAAAGGACGAUUGGUGACUCGCUUUGACAAACACAUUGACAUUGCAGCUGUAGACCAGAAUCAAGAGAAUCUGGAUGAGGCGUCUACACUGGAUUGGUCGUCGGUGUGUAAAACACUGUUGGUGAA
Molecule: messenger RNA, 3032 nt
Organism: Gadus chalcogrammus (walleye pollock)
Lineage: Eukaryota; Metazoa; Chordata; Actinopteri; Gadiformes; Gadidae
Exons: 4
Coding region: 529-1644 (371 amino acids)
Cellular component (GO): nucleus
Molecular function (GO): zinc ion binding; methyl-CpG binding
Source: RefSeq, a predicted model, not a curated record